Chelonus insularis is the source of this 5680-nucleotide messenger RNA. RefSeq names its product ankyrin repeat domain-containing protein 50. The record is from RefSeq and is a predicted model, not a curated record. NCBI's taxonomy places the organism in Eukaryota, Metazoa, Arthropoda, Insecta, Hymenoptera, Braconidae. The transcript is spliced from 11 exons. The coding region runs from base 492 to 4946 and encodes 1484 amino acids. Gene Ontology annotation, molecular function: protein binding.
CAGGUGUCUAGAUCAUCACAAGCACAAAGCACAAAAAAAAAUUGCAUAAAAAUUACGUGCAAAAUAAGGAUUAGUACCACAAAGUCUACUAACAUCAUAAAAUUACUUGAAGUCAGGAUCUAGAAUGUCGAGCUACGAAUCACGGAGGAUAAACGAAAUGAGACGAUGAGAGGCCUGAAUGGAGGCCGAGGAAGCCACAGAGCCCCCUGGGGCUCCGAUCAGCAUCUUCAAGCUGUCAAACCUUAGUACGUUUGGUAGUAAGCAAGUCUCCCAGGGGAACUUUACCUUAAAUUGACAUUUUUUAUAGUCUGAAUCUAUGGAUAUUAUUCAAAGUUUAAAAUACUUGAAAAAAAUAAACAUCUUUGGUGAAUCAUCAACUGAACCCGGAUGUUUUUUUGGGCAAGUGUAAAUAACUGAAUAGAAUGAGUAAAACUAAGUAAAGUUUUAAUAUAUAUGUAUAUAUAUACACACACAUAUUUUAUGAUAUAAAAAUGGCUGCGCCAGUAAUAGAAAAAAAACGGUUUUUUUGCCGAGAAUGGGCAUUCAUGAAACUCUCACACUGUUUGGAGCAACGACCAGCUUCAAAAACAUGUGGCGCACUUAUUGUUGGUGGUCCCGGAAGUGGAAAAACUGCUCUAUGUGCUGAAUUAGCAUGGCCUUCUACGUCUGCAAGUUCCAGACACCAAAGAUCCCUCAACAAACGACUUUUAGCAAGACAUUUUUGUCAAGCGAGAAGCGAAGCCUCUUUGUCACCAGCUCAAUUUGUUAGAUCGCUUGUAGCACAAAUUUUACAAGCAAGUACUGAUGGUAUCCAUUUAUCUUCGCCUACGUCACCGACAACCAGCACAACAUCAGUAGUACCAUCCACCUCCAAGGAUGCUGUCGCUGAAGCUUAUGCCGAGAGACUUAGAACUGAUCCUGAAAUUCAUGCAGCCCUCCAGCACGAUGUGUUAGAUCGAGAUCCAGAUAAUGCACUUAAGAAAGCUCUCCUGUUUCCAUUAUUGGAAGUGGAACCGCCAAAAAAUUGUUUAUUUCUUCUUGUUGAUUCUAUUGAUGAAGGACAAGUGAUAAACCCACCCUUAAAUGGAACAAGAGAUUCACGACAUGAGAAUGAGAACGUUAGUCGAACCAUUGCAGAACUGUUGGCAAAUCAUCAUCACCUAUUUCCCCAAUGGCUUUUACUUGUCUGUACGGCUAGACGACAAAGUAAGACUAUUUCUCGGAUGUUUACUGGUUUUCGAAAAAUAUCUUUAGAUGAUUUGAGGAAAAGUCAAGUUGUUAGAGACGUUCAACAGUAUAUUCUUGCAAGGUUAGACCAAGAGGAUGCACUCAGACAACACAUCUCUAGAGACACAGCCGAGAUGCUCAAUCAAUUACACAUCAAAAGUAAUGGCUGCUUUCUCUACCUAGAAAAAGUUCUCGAUGGAGUAGCAGAAAAUUUUAUUGUUUUAAGAGAAGUCAGGGAGAUUCCAGGAACUCUUAAUGGACUUUAUCUAUGGCUGUGUCAAAGGUUAUUUAGUAGAAAACAAUUUGCUAAAGUACAGCCACUGCUUAAUGUUAUACUCGCAGCAAAAUUACCGAUAACUCAAGAAAUUUUGUAUAAGUGUGUCAAAACAGCCAAUACAACUAUCACCAUUGAAGAUUUUAACCGUAGACUUCAUUUAUUGAGGAGGGUAAUAUCUGUAUCUCGUGCUGGAGCACUCAUGUUAUUCCAUCACAGCUUUGCUGAAUGGCUCUUGGAUGUUAAACAUUGUACACAAAAAUAUCUCUGUUCUGCGACUGAAGGACAUGCAAUGUUAGCAGCUUAUUACACUCAAAAGAGUCCUGAUCUCAAUCCUGAUGAGAUAUGUAUUUUAGGACAGCAUCUUCAACGCGUUAUUAAUAAUGUAAAUAGUAAUUCUUGUAACUUGGAUUCCCACACACUUCAAGUUUUGUGGAUGAUCAGCACUGGUGCACCUAUUGAGCAAUGUUAUUUAGACAAUUCUGAAUGUAUUAUGUGGCCAAGACAAGAUACAAAAUUACUGAGGUUGUUAGUAGAUGCUGGAGCUAAACCAUCGGAGAAAACAGUUGAUAAUGAGUCCAUCAAGGAUCCAAUUUCUUCUAGUCAGGUCUCACAAGACGUUAGUCCCGUAGAUGAAUCCCCUGGAGAACCAUUAACAGAACUACUCGGUGACAGUGGAGACAUAAAUCAAGCUGAUUCGUGUGGUCGUACAGUACUUCAUACUCUAGCAGCCGAUGGAAAUGCAUCGUUGCUGGAACUUGCGCUCGCAGCAUGCCCUCAUGCAAAACUAGAGGCUACAGACCGUCAUGGACAGACACCCUUAAAUCUAGCAGCUAGACAUGGAUAUGCAGAUGUUGUAAGAGUCCUCUUGGCGGCUGGUGCUAGCGCCGACCAUGCAGACUGUGAUGGCUGGACCGCACUCAGAGCUGCAGCCUGGGGCGGACACACCCAGGUACAUUCACAGCCAAGUCUUCUUCCACGAAACCACAAGCCUGUUAAAACAGACUCUGAUGUAGUUGUCGAAAUGUUAUUAGAACAUGGUGCAAUGGUAGAUUGCGCUGAUUGGGAUCAAAGAACAGCCCUAAGAGCUGCAGCAUGGGGAGGUCACGAAGACAUAGUGAAAGCUUUAUUGCAGCAUGGUGCAGAUGUCAAUAGAACAGAUGAUGAAGGUCGAACAGCACUCAUAGCCGCAGCUUACAUGGGCCACAGCGAAAUCGUGGAACAUCUAUUAGACUAUGGAGCAAAAAUUGAUCAUGCUGAUAGUGAUGGUAGAACAGCACUCAGCGUUGCAGCUCUAUGCGUACCUUCUAAUCACGGUUACGCAAAAGUGGUUACCAUUCUUCUUGAACGAGGAGCUGCCGUUGAUCAUCAGGAUAAAGAUGGAAUGACUCCUUUAUUAGUAGCAGCAUUUGAAGGCCAUAGAGAUGUUUGUGAAUUGUUGCUUGAAUAUGAAGCUGAUGUAGAUCAUUGUGAUGCUACUGGUAGAACUCCUUUGUGGGCAGCAGCAAGUAUGGGACAUGGAAGUGUUGUUGCAUUAUUGUUGUUUUGGGGAUGUUAUGUUGAUAGUAUAGACAACGAAGGGAGAACAGUGUUGAGUGUAGCUGCCGCUCAGGGUGGUGUUGAUGUUGUUAAACAGCUGCUUGAUCGAGGACUUGAUGAACAACAUAGAGAUAAUUCUGGAUGGACGCCACUGCAUUAUGCUGCGUUUGAAGGUCAUCUAGAUGUCUGUGAAGCUUUACUAGAAGCAGGGGCCAAAAUCGAUGAAGCUGAUAACGAUGGAAAGGGUGCACUCAUGCUUGCGGCACAGGAGGGACAUACUUCUUUAGUAGAGAGACUGUUGGAGCAUCACGGCGCUCCCAUCGACCAACACGCCCACGACGGAAAGACCGCAUUAAGGCUCGCUGCAAUUGAAGGUCAUUUUGAAACAGUUCGUGUACUUCUUAAAUAUAAUGCAGAUGUGAAUGCUAAGGAUGCUGAUGGUAGAAGUUCCUUGUACAUCUUGGCUUUAGAAAACCGAUUAACGAUGGCUAAAUUUUUACUGGAUCAUGCAAAAGCCGAUGUAGAAAGUAGAGAUUCUGAAGGAAGAACUGCUCUUCAUGUUAGUGCUUGGCAAGGACAUGGAGAAAUGGUUCAUUUGUUGUUGACGGAAGGAAAUGCUAGUGUCAAUGCCUGUGAUAACGAAAAUCGCACACCUCUUCAUUCAGCUGCUUGGCAAGGCCAUGCAGCAAUAGUCAGGCUUCUCUUAGAACAUGGAGCUACACCAGAUCAUACUUGUAAUCAGGGGGCAACUGCAUUAGGUAUCGCUGCGCAAGAGGGUCAUGAACACUGCGUUCGAGCUCUUCUAAAUCACGGUGCUGAUCCCAAUCACUCUGAUCACUGUGGUAGAAACGCAAUAAAAGUUGCGGCCAAAAGUGGUCAUGAUACUGUUGUUCGACUGCUAGAAGAACAUUCGGCAAGUCAACGAAGUUUACGUCCUGGAAUGAAUGGAGGUGGUAGCAGUAGCGCAACGUCUGUAACAUCGAAUUCAACUGCAGAAACGAAACCCUCCUCUGCCAUUUUAAAUCCCCUUUCGACUCAAUACAGCCCAGCAGAAUCUCCUGAUUCAACUAAACGACGAAGUUGUGUAUCGCUGGGAAAUGGAUCAAGCAAUAGUAAAUCGAGUAGUAAUCUGACUGGUAGCACAAAGAGUGAUCAAGGGAAAUUUAGUCAAAAUCCUAUGGUAAAUCAAGUAAUUAAAACUCCAUUAUCUUUCACACAACAACUUCAACAAUGUUCAAGAGGUGCAAAGAGCCGACCGCUGAGUAAAUUAUUAUCACCAUUAAAAAGCGAACCACAGAGUCCAAUUUAUGCUUCGCCACCUCACUCGCCUUUGAGUGACAGCCUUAUACCAUAUUCACCAACUAAUAUCAGUCCACCGAGCGCUCAAACUGCAGCAAGCGUUAUACAGAGCCAAUUGGGGGUUUCAUUGCUCACUGGCAAUCAAAGUAUACAGUAUAAACCUCAACGUGGAAAUUUCAUUACCCCAACUGCAAUAUAUGAACCUAUUGAUAUAAAAACUGAACUUAUUGAUAGGAACGAAGGUGUAAAACCCUUUGAGCUUACCAAUGAAAUGUUAGGUCUUAAAAUCAAUAAAGAUAAAAAAAAUGGCUAUGAUGAAAAACGGAAUUCUGCUGACCCUCACUUUACCCGAGAUACGCACAUGAGAAUUAUUUUAGGAAAUAGUGGAGCAGGCGUGGGACGAAAUGUUAAACAUACCACUGAUCAUAUUACGCCAAGUGCGAAUUCAAAACCAAAACGAAAUGGCUUAGUAUCAAAUCCAGCGAUGAGACUUGUAGCAGGUGUUCGGAAUGGCUUCGAAAAUGCCACUAACAGAAAUAAACCAAUUACUACUCGAGUUAAUGGAUUUCAGUGGAAAGCUGAAGCACGAAAAGAAACACCGUUGUAGAAAUUAAUUUUUAAAUAAUUUCUUAACAAGCAAUGAGAUCAAAAAAAUAAAAAAUGAAUAUGACAAAAAACGUACGACGUUUAAACUAACAAUGAAUCUUUUUAUGAAUGAUGAUAUAAUGAUUGAUAAAAACGUGGAAGUCAAUAACAAAUUUUACUAAUUUUUUAUUGAUAUUUUUUUUUCAUUUGUUAUCUGAAUAAAAUCAAUUACCUCAAUAAGUAAAUGACACUGUGAAUCGUGCAAAACAUUAUCAAGAUUACACACGAGAUAAUACCAAAUAUUAAAAUUUAUAGGGAAUAUUUGUAGUAAUAGUGAGGCAAUUUUGUUUAUGAAACUUUGUAUAAAUGGAACGUUAAUAAAGAAAUCGAUCUCAUUCAUGCCCAUAAAGAUUCUUAAAAAAACGAUAUCAUAUAGGUGGGUCAAUUAUUUAAAAUUUUAUUAUUAAGAUACCAGAAAAGAUGACCUGAAAAUUGAGAUUUUUUCAUAAGACUGGAUAACAGAAAAAUUUUGAUUUUGUCGAUUACAAAAUGCAAAAAAUAAAUGUAAAGUUAUGUAUAAAAAGUAAUAUAAAAAUAAAAAUUAUUAGUGGAUAAAGUUGUGGAAAAAGUGCUACGAAAGGUAAAAAUAAUGGCCUCAGAAACUUUAUGUAAAUACAUUAUUAUCAUUGUAGUUGGUAUAAUCAUAUUUAUUGAUAAAUUGUAGUACGUGAUGAAUAAAUGAUAAUAAAACAUAAA